CCCCGCCCAAUCCAACCCGGAUUGCCCCAUCCCCACUCAGGCCCCGCCCCCAGCCCGCCCCAGCCAUCUGGCCGCGCUCUGCUUGCCUGGGAGGCGCGGGGGCUUAUCGGCGGGGAGCUCGGCGAGGCCUCUGGACUGUUUCCGCGGGGCGGCGGACUCCUUCAGCCCGUGACGCGGGGGACGCCCGUCCCGGUCAGGAUGAAGGCCUCGCUGGCCGUGCCGCUGGCCCUGCUGCUGGCCAUGCUGCUCGCCGUGGACCCAGCCCGAGCCCUGGUGUGCUUCUCCUGCACCAACCAGCAGAGCAACUUUUACUGCCUGAAGCCCACCGUCUGCUCCAGCUCAGACAGUUACUGCGUGACCGUAUCAACGUCAGCUGGCAUUGGCAACUUGGUGGACUUCGGCUACACCCUGAACAAGGGCUGUGCCCCCAUCUGCCCCGGCCCCAGCGUGGACGUGGGCGUGGUGACCGUGUCCACCCACUGCUGCCAGAGCUUCCUGUGCAACUUCAGUGCUGCGGAUGGCGGGCUGCGGGUCAACACCAUGGUGCUAGGCCUGGGGAUUCUGCUCAGCCUCCUGCUGGCGCUGCCACAGCUACACCCCUGACCUGGCCUGGCCGCUGCCCCCUCUGCUCCCCCCCACCCCCGCAGUGCCCACAGGAGCUGCCCUGCCUGCACCGCCCCUGCCCUCACCCCCUCCCCGGCUGACCCCAGAGGGUGGAAGAGGGCCCCAGCCCUGGGACUCCAGCCAGCUGUGGAUGCAAGACUGACAGGCCUGGGGAGCAGGUGGCUCUCUGGGGUGGGGGACAGGAGAGCAGCAUGAAAGGUCCCCGGGGCCAAAGCUAGUGUCCCCGACACUCCUAGGCCUCGCUCCAUUCUGCUCGGGUGGUCUGGGGGAGAAGGGUCCACUGCUCCCAGGCCCGGGCAUGGGCUUCAGCACCCCAAAUCCACACUGCCCCCUGUCCCAUCGGAUCCAUCCCACUGCUUCAUGCCUCAAUAAACACAUCCUCACCCUU
Molecule: messenger RNA, 1012 nt
Organism: Sorex araneus (European shrew)
Lineage: Eukaryota; Metazoa; Chordata; Mammalia; Eulipotyphla; Soricidae
Gene: LY6E
Product: lymphocyte antigen 6 family member E
Exons: 4
Coding region: 199-603 (134 amino acids)
Molecular function (GO): acetylcholine receptor inhibitor activity
Source: RefSeq, a predicted model, not a curated record